Molecule: messenger RNA, 3411 nt
Organism: Phymastichus coffea
Lineage: Eukaryota; Metazoa; Arthropoda; Insecta; Hymenoptera; Eulophidae
Product: probable cyclin-dependent serine/threonine-protein kinase DDB_G0292550
Exons: 7
Coding region: 283-2580 (765 amino acids)
Source: RefSeq, a predicted model, not a curated record
UACAGUGUUUUACCAUACGCGUGCGCAAAUCAUCUGUCAGUUCGUCAGCGGCGGAAAAAUAAGUCGUCGCCAAAAUAGAGUCCCUGUAUUUAUUUGACGAGAACUUGAAAAAACGCUGUUAGAUACAAGAUUUGCCAUGAAAUCAUCAUUGUGCUGUCGUUAAUUUCGUCGGAUUUCGCAAGAAACUAUCGUGUGCGAUGCUAAAUUAUUGAGCAUUUUGGCGUCACUCCCUCGUGAAAACAAGUGUAAACGACAAAGGACUAGAGCUGAAAGGCAGACAAAAUGGCUGAGUCAAAUAUAGAAAAGAAAGAAGAUAGCCUUGAAGAAAGCUUGUAUUCUGAGGAAUGGACAAUUAUUGACCAAAAAGAAUCCAAAAUUGAUAUUGCAAUUGAAGAAGACAAUGGAAAUCAAACUUCUGAUUUAAUUAAAGAAACUUUAGUUACUGAAAAUGUUUGUGCAACCGAAGAAAGCAAACCUGAGGUAGAGCAAAUUGAAGAAGGUGAAGAAGCUGGUGAGAAUGAUAUUGAAUCAGAUGAUGUUUCAAUUUUAUCGGAUGAAAGUGAAUCAGAGCAACUUAUUAUUGAAGAAGGAAGAAUACAAAAAAUAGAAUGGCGUGUUGAAAGUCAAUCUAAUCAGUCAAAAGCUUUAAUUCCAAACAUUUCCUUGGGAGAAAGCUCAUCUCCUCAUAUGUUAAUUUCAAGUACUUGCCUCAUUUGUUCACUGAUAGUUGUAACAUUCGCUAUAGUGAUUGCUGGUAGAGUAGCAAAUUUAAAAGGAGAUAUUACAAAUUAUGGAGCCAAUGUUAAUAUUGCUGAAAAACUGAAAGAGUUGGAAGCAAUCGAAGACAAAUUGAAAGAAUUAAGUGAUGUUAAACAAGCUUUAGACCAAAUUCUCACAAGUAUGCCAGAAAUGAAGAAAUUAAAAGAUCAGCUAGCAUAUCAAAAAUCAGAAAACAAUAAAUUCAAGUAUUCUUUAGAAGAUUACAAGAAUUUUAUAAAUCUUAAUAAUCAAAACAAUUUCAAUAGCAAUAUUAAAAAUGAUAGAUUGGAAAUGCUUGUGGAUACUUACACAAAUUUGUGUUUGAUAAUGAAUAAAGUUAAUUCAUCCAAUGCUGAUAUGGAAAACGAUUUAUGUAGAACACCAACGAUUCUGUCAGAUAUGAUUAAUUUAAAAAAAAAUCUGAAACUUGCUUUCGAAAAUUCACAGGAAACCGCUAUGCCUGAAAAACGGAUGUUCACUGAUGCUGGAAGAAAACUCGACGUUAUUUCUGAUUCCCUACUAUCUGAUUUUUCAACGAUGUUUGUACGCUUUUCAUUCAAAAUGCAUAGAAGAUUGAAUAAGUUCGGAUUCGAAUUAUAUUCACGGCUGUGUUUAUUAAAUGAUUUUGAAAAAUCAGAUGACAAAUUUUUAAACAUUUUACUUGACGAUGAUUUUUUUGUAAAUCAUUGUAAUGUGACUGCAGAUCCUGUAACAGCUGAUUACAGAUCAAAUACUAGUUAUUCAAAAAAACUAAAUUAUCGCGAAACCAAGAAAAAUAUUACAGAUGAGUCGAAGAAAAAUGAAAAAAAUGACUAUAAAAGUAAUAAAGGAUACGAAAAAUACAAGGAUACUAAGGAAGAAUAUACCAAUGCUAGUGAAGGAGAACCUUUUAAUAAUAUUGCUAAUACCAAAAGUAAGGGAGAAGCAAAACAUGAUAACUGGAAGACAAAUAAUGAAAAAUACUAUCAUGUAGAAAAUAAAUUCAAUAAAAAUGAAAAGUUUAGAGAGAACAAUAAAAACGGUUACAGGCACAAAAGAGAAUCAAAAAGUGACUUUAAUAAGUCGUUUGAAAAAAUUGAAACAAAUUACGAGUAUAAUAAUAAAAAUAAUAAAAAAGAUACUAAAUUCGAUCGAAAACAAGAUUACAAAAAAGAUAGUGGUUAUGAUUAUCGUGAAUUUGAAUAUAAAAAGGAUCACAAUACCGAUUUUAAAGUUUAUUAUGAUAGAGAGUAUUACAGUUCUGAGCAAAAUUUUGAAGAUAAGAGAGAUCAUGACUAUGCAUAUGGAUAUGAAUCUAAAAGAAAUGAUGAGUUUGAAAGAAAACUGGAGAAGAAAAAAGUUGGAAAAUAUGAUAAGGACGUAAAUGAUGAUUCAAAAUUUAUUAUAAAAAUGGAUAAUAUUGCGGAAGAUAUCAUUAAGAAUAAUAAUCACGAACAACAAAAGUAUAAAAAUAAGGAAUACGUUUUAAAACCUGAAAAUUUCAAAGAAUCAAAAUAUGCAAAAUAUGAUAAUCAUGAACGCAGAGAUAGAAAGGACAAAUAUCCGACUGGAGAAUGGCAAAUGCAAAGGGGCAAAGCCCGCGAAAAACAGCGGAAUUCUGAUUGGUAUUUUGUCCGAGCAGAUUCGCGUCAGCAAGCGAGGAGUAACGACGGAGGCAAGACGGAAGAAAAGAAAACGAUUCGGAGAGCUUCUACCCGACCGAAUAAUAAGAAGCGAGCGGAUACUUACCGUGAUAAACCGAAUAACUUUAGAGGACGGAUCAUGAAGAAAGUGGCUCAUACGUGGGACUUUCUGAACAAAAAAAUUCGAAACUACUUUUAAGGGAUUGUUUCUUUUUACGAUAUUUUUCCAUUUUUAUUAAAUCUAAAAAUAAUAACGAAUUUAUGAACUUUCACACUCAUGCUACGUGCGUAUACUCGAUGUAUUAUUCAAGACUAUUUUUUCUAAGAUUUUAGUAGCAGUACGACAGAUGGAAAUGUAGAUGAUUCUUCUCAAUACUUGAUAAUCUUUAAAGUAGCAACUACACACUGAAAGAUUUCUCCAAACCUAUCACACCAUCAAGUUUUUUUCUUGGCAUCUAAUGGUUGAUAUUGCUUUCGAGUUUAACAUUAACUUUUGGAGUAAUACUGUAUAGCUGAAAAAUAAUACGUUGAUUGUCAAUUAUGAUUAUUGACUCGAAAUGUUGCAAAUAAAUCACCGUAAGAUGUGUUUACCUAUUUUAAACAUCACUUAACUGGAGCUUAUUAUUAGUAAACAAAGAAAAUAUAGCAAGUGUAAGAUAAAGAAGAGAACGGAAAUAGUUAUUUUUAUUAUAAGUUUGUUUUUAUAGUGAUGAAUAAGUAAAUAGAUAAUCUAUGAAACUGUUUGCUGUGAAAUAAAGUAGUUACUUGUUUUUAAGAAUGAUAAAUUUUGUAUGUUAAUUAAUUUAUGUCGAAAAGAAAGAAACGAGUAUUAAAAAAAAAGAAUCUAAACGGCUCGGAAUCGUUAUAAUAGUUAAAUCAGUUUUAUGACAGUGUUAGGAAAGAUCUUCACGAGUGUUUCCCGAGCAAAACUCCAAGACGAUGUGUCAUUCAAAUGUUAGGCUUGUAUGAUGUAAAUUAUGCAACUUGUAAAUUUCAAUAAAAAGUGUUAUUAAGAUUAUAUAUUUGCACU